Eutrema salsugineum is the source of this 1575-nucleotide messenger RNA. Its product is annotated as probable pectinesterase/pectinesterase inhibitor 39. The record is from RefSeq and is a predicted model, not a curated record. The transcript has 3 exons. Bases 1 to 1575 code for a protein of 524 amino acids. Gene Ontology annotation, biological process: cell wall modification. Lineage: Eukaryota; Viridiplantae; Streptophyta; Magnoliopsida; Brassicales; Brassicaceae. Gene Ontology annotation, molecular function: pectinesterase inhibitor activity; pectinesterase activity.
AUGAAUAAUCCAACUAGAAAAACAUCAAAACACAUAUUGAUUCUCAACAUACCAUUGACCUUUCAUCUAAUCUUCUUUGCCACAGUCGUUUCUUCUCAUUCACAAUCCAACAUCCACAAAACUCAGCUUUUAACCAAAUCCAAUGACACCACUGAGCUCGUCGUGGCCACUUUAAACCAAACCAUCUCAAAGGUCAAUCUCUCUUCCUCCAACUUCUUCGACCUUCAAAACCGUCUUGGUCCAACCCUAACUUUCCGAGAUCGCUGCGCGUUUGAAGACUGUCUCGGGCUACUCGAUGACACUAUCUCCGAUCUCAAAACCGCAAUCUCCAAGCUCCAAAGUUCCUCUUUUGGGUCCCAUGACGUUAGUAUGUUGCUUAGCGACGCCAUGACCAACCAAGACACAUGUCUCGAGGGUUUCACGGCAAGUAACGACGAGAAUAAUAAUGAUAGGACUUAUGAAUUGAAUGAGAGCUUGAAGGAGAGCAUCUUAAACAUCUCUAACAACCUCGGUAACUCUCUAGAUAUGGUUCAGAAGAUUCCGGGGAAUAAACAUUUCCCUGACGUUGAGUUCCCGAGUUGGGUCUCAGAGAAUGACAAGAGACUCCUUCAGGCUUCGGUGAAAGAGACUAAGUUUAAUCUCUCUGUGGCUCAAGAUGGUUCCGGAAACUUCACAACCAUCAGUUCUGCGGUCUCGGCCGCUCCUAACUCGAGCGAAACCAGAUUUACGAUUUAUAUAAAAGGUGGGGUAUAUUUUGAGAACGUCGAAAUACCAAAGAAGAAGACAAUGAUAAUGUUUGUCGGAGACGGUAUCGGAAAAACAAUCAUAAAAGCAAACCGCAGCCGCGUUGAUGGAUGGUCAACAUUUCAAUCUGCUACUGUAGGCGUGAAAGGUAAAGGCUUCAUAGCUAAGGGCAUAUCAUUUGUGAAUUUUGCUGGACUGGCCAAACACCAAGCUGUUGCAUUGCGUAGCGGUUCUGAUCUCUCUGCGUUUUACCAAUGCGCGUUUGAAGGUUACCAAGACACUCUCUAUGUCCAUUCAGCCAAACAGUUUUACCGAGAAUGUGAUAUAUUUGGUACAGUAGAUUUCAUAUGUGGUAACGCAGCUGUUGUGUUCCAGAAUUGUAGUCUUUAUGCUCGUAAACCAAAUUUUAACCAGAAAAUCGCGUUUACCGCUCAGAGUCGCAACCACUCUGAUCAGCCAACAGGUAUUUCUAUGAUUAAUUGUAGAAUCUUGGCCGGAGAUGAUUUGAUACCAGUAAAAGCAAACUUCAAGGCAUAUUUGGGUCGACCAUGGAGACGAUAUUCUAGGACGACUAUUAUAAAAUCGUUUAUUGACGAUUUGAUUGAUCCUGCCGGAUGGUUGGAGUGGCAAAACGAUUUUGCUCUUGAGACUUUAUAUUAUGGAGAAUAUAUGAAUGAAGGACCAGGGUCAAACAUGACAAACCGGGUCAAAUGGCCUGGUUAUAGACGCAUGCAAACCGCAAUGGAGGCAACUCAAUUUACAGUCGGUCCAUUUAUUGAUGGUAACACAUGGCUCAAUUCAACUGGUAUCCCAUUUCAUCUCGGUUUGUAA